This is a messenger RNA of Calypte anna (Anna's hummingbird), 4030 nucleotides long. RefSeq names its product regulator of G protein signaling 3 (gene RGS3). The record is from RefSeq and is a predicted model, not a curated record. Gene Ontology annotation, cellular component: nucleus; plasma membrane. Gene Ontology annotation, biological process: signal transduction. NCBI's taxonomy places the organism in Eukaryota, Metazoa, Chordata, Aves, Apodiformes, Trochilidae. Gene Ontology annotation, molecular function: protein binding.
GGCAGGGAGCGGCUCCCGGUGCCGCCGCUCAGAGGGGUUUGGCCAUGGAACCCGGCAACGUGCACAGGGUCUCGCUCUGCACCCGCCGGGCUGACCCCCUGGGAGCUUCGUUUUAUCUCAGCACCUUCGGCCAGCUGAAGUUGUCCAUCGAGGUUCAGGGCCGGGUUUUGGUGCUGCAUGUUAUGGAAGCAAAAGGUCUGAUAGGAAAAGAGUACAGGACAUGUGACUCCUAUGUGAAGAUGUCAAUUGUGCCAGAUGCUGACUGGAAAUGCAGGCAAAAGACCAAGACUGUGCCAGACAGCAAAAACCCUGUCUUCCACGAGCACUUCCUUUUCCCAGUGCAAGAGGAGGAUGAGCUGAAACGUCUCCUGGUCACAGUCUGGAACAGAGAGAGAAAUUCCAGGCAGAGUGAGCUGGUUGGCUGCAUGAGCUUUGGUGUCAAGUCCCUCCUGAGCCUGGAGAAGGAGGUCAGUGGGUGGUACUAUCUCCUCGGGGAGGACCUGGGCAGGACCAAGCACCUGAAGGUGGCCAUGCGGCGGCUGAAGCAGAGCAGAGAGCCAAUGCCUGGCAGGCAGGCAGCAGUGCAGGAAAGCCAGGAUGCUGCCACCAUGGAGCAGCUGGAGAUCACCAUCCCUCGAGGAAGUGAUGGCUUUGGUUUCACCAUCUGCUGUGACUCCCCAGUCCGUGUGCAGGCAGUGGAUUCUGGUGGCCCAGCAGAGAAGGCUGGUCUGCAGCAGCUGGACACAGUGCUGCAGCUGAACGAGCAGCCUGUGGAGCACUGGAAGUGUGUGGAGCUGGCACACGAAAUCCGCAACUGUCCCACUGAGAUCAUCCUGCUGGUCUGGAGGCUCGUCCCACAGGUCAAGUCAGGCCAUGAAGCCAUGAUCCGCAGAUCCUCCUGCAAGUAUGACCUCCAGUCCCCCCCCAACAAACGGGAGAAGAACAGCACCCACCCCCCCCGGCCCGAGCAGCGCCGCAGCUGCCACGUGCUCUAUGAUGGGAAUGAGGGGCUGGUGCUGGACACCUGGGAGAGGUACACGGAGAUUGGGAAGCAGAGCCAGAACACCAUGCCACCCCUCUCCAGGGUCCCCUCCUCUGCUGACCAGAACUACAUCAUUUUGGCACCUCUGAACCCGGGGAGUCAGCUGCUGAGGCCUGUCUAUCAGGAGAACAACACUACUGAGGGAACUGCCUGUAAAGGGAAAUCACACACGGGGUCUGGGAGAAAAUCCAGGCUGAUGAAGACUGUGCAGACGAUGAAGAACUAUGGGAACUACCAGAACUGGACCUUUGUCAGGCCACACAUCCCACACUCCAGCUAUGGCACCUAUGUCACCCUGGCCCCCAAGGUGCUGGUCUUCCCUGUCUUUGUGCAGCCCCUAGAUCUUUGCAACCCAGCCCGGACUCUGCUUCUGUCAGAGGAGCUGCUGCUGCAUGAGAGCAGGAGCAGGACUAUGCAGGUGACCCUUUUUGUCUACUCUGACCUGCUGCUCUUCACCAAGGAGGAUGAACCUGGGCGCUGCAACGUGCUGAGGAACCCUCUCUACCUGCAGAGUGUCAAGCUCCAGGAGGGUUCAGAAGAUCGGAAAUUCUGCAUCCUUUACCUGGCAGAGAAGUCGGAGUGCUUAUUAAGUUUGGAGGCUUACUCCCAGGAGCAGAAGAAGAGGAUCUGCUGGUGUCUGGCUGAGAACAUCACCAAGCAGCAACAUCCGGCACCGGCUCCUACGGAGAGCAAGAUGCUGGAGACAGACACGGAGGAGCCGGGGCAGAUGCACUCGGGGGACGGGAAGGCUCCAAAGCACGAUGCUCCUCCUGCCACAGAGCCACCAGCUCCAGCCGAGCCCCGGGAGGCUCUGGGAGCCACCCAGCGUCCUCUCCUGCAGGAAAAGCAGUUGGUAGCUCCCCAGAAGGGAGAGGAGCAGCCCAGCUCCCUCCCAGCCUUCAUCAUCCCCGAGCUGCGGCUCGACAGCACCUUCAGCCAGAGCGCGGCGGGCACGGCCGGCGGCAGCACCACCGAUGGUGAGGAUGAGGAUGAGGAGGAAGAUGAUGAUGAUGAUGAUGAUGAGGAGGAGGAGGAGGAGGAGAGCGAUGAGCACUGCUUGGAGAGGAGCGAGGGGAAGCGCAGCAGCAUGAUUGAGACCUCGGGCUGCCCAGCUGGCUACACCCUGAGCGUGCAGAGCUCCCUGCGGCGCCGCACCCACAGCGAGGGCAGCCUCCUGCAGGAGGCCAAGAGCCACUGCUUCACCUCUGACACCACCCUCAACUGCUCUGACAGCCAAGGCACCAAGGGACACUGGGCCCUGCCCUCCCCUAGGACCCUGAAGAAAGAGUUGGUCAAAAACGGUGGCUCCAUCCACCAGCUGACUCUGCUCUUCUCAGGCCACAGGAAGCUGAGUGGAGCUGACCCUGAAUGUAGCUGUGACGAAGGGGAUGAGACCUCCCGCAAGAAACGGAGCAGAAACCUAGCCAAGGACAUGAAGAACCGGCUGGGGAUUUUUCGGCGGCGAAAUGAGUCUCCCGGAGCCAACCCCUCCAGCAAGCUGGACAAAGUCCUCAAAUCACUCAAGCCCACUCCCGAGGAAGCUCUCAAGUGGGGGGACUCCCUGGAGAAGCUGCUGCUGCACAAAUAUGGACUUGCUGCCUUCAGGGCUUUCCUGCGCACCGAGUUCAGCGAGGAGAACCUGGAAUUCUGGCUGGCCUGUGAGGAGUUCAAGAAGAUCAAAUCUCAGUCCAAGAUGGUCUCCAAGGCCAAGAAAAUCUUUGCCGAGUACAUCGCCAUCCAGUCCUGCAAGGAGGUCAACCUGGACUCCUACACACGGGAGCACACCAAGGAGAACCUGCAGAACAUCACCCGCAGCUGCUUUGACCUCGCUCAGAAGAGGAUUUAUGGGCUGAUGGAGAAGGACUCCUACCCCCGCUUCCUCCGCUCUGACUUGUACUUAGACAUAAUUAACCAGAAGAAAGCCACCUCCCCACUGUAGACCCAAGGACUCUUUCGGGGCAGGCUGGGAGCUGUGUGUUUACAUGGAGGGGAUGGGGGAACUGUGCCUCCCUGCUGCCCUUCGUGCCCCCGAGCCACAUUCCUGCAGCUGACGAGCAGCUGGCGGCCCGAGCACGAGGCGGAGGGGACCGAAAAGCCCAGCAGUCUGGUACUGCUCCAUCACCCCUCAUCAUCACCAUGGCUGGUACGACGCCUCCGAGGUGGCUCUGGUGUGGAUUUUAGCCAGGAGGGAAGCUCCCACAAGUCUACUGCGAAGCACCCACCCGAGCUGCGAGCCGCGUGGGGAAGGCGCCGAGUGAUCCCGACUCCUCGAGGAGGACUUCGUGCAGGGGGAACGACAGAACCACCAUCAACAUCCUCCUCGGAUAAAAGACUUGGGAAUUGGACCAACCCCACAAUGCUGCUGUGCUUCCCCGUGCCGGCGCCGGCUCCCGGCUCCCCCGAAGCAGCUUUCAGGCAGGAGCCCGGCACUUCCUUGGCUUGUGGCAGCAGUCGGGUCCUUUCCCUACGCCGGAGCUCUGCAACCCUCCCACUCCCACUCCUGGUUUAUUUAUUGACCUCCUGUAGCUGGAAGCCUCACUGUGUAAUAGGAAAUAAUCCUCGUGUCCUUUCCCUUCCUGAAAAUUUACAAGUGCAAUAUUUGUGCGUGUGGCAGCGGAGUCCUCUGGCAGAGUGGAUGCCUUUUGGUUUUGUUUUUAUUUUAUUUUUUAAUUUUUUAAUUUUUAUUUUUGUGUCGUUGGGCGCGUACAACGAAGUUAGGAGGUUGGGUCCAACCAAACAGGUUCCCUGGCAGCGGGCAGCUGGAGGAGCCUGGGUGUACAUAUCCUGCCCUGACGACGGAGAGUUUGGUGCUGGAGGAAAAGCAGCUCCGUGCCUCAGAUGCUCUCCUUACCCUGGAUAUAACCACCUCAUCUCUUGAGACAUGGGGGCUGUUGUGCUGCCCCUGGCCAAGCUGGCCGGACUGCCUGCCUCCAGUUUACAGUGCAAAGCAUCUCUGCAGCUAAAGAAAAAUUAAAAAAAAAAAAAAAA